CGUCUCUUCUUUACAUAUUCCAUCUUAACACAUCACAUUUUCACUCUCUCCUUGUCUCUCAAUGGAACUGCCAGUGAAGGGGCCCGUUUCCAGUGGCCGGAGAGUUCCAUAUAGAAUAGAAACCAAAAAUUUGUCCUACAAAUUAUGUGGAAGUACUCCAAGGAGAGCUCCUAAAUUCAUUUUGAGGCAUGUAAACUGUGAAGCAAGGCCUGGGGAGAUCACAGCCAUUGCUGGGCCCAGUGGAGCUGGAAAAACCACGCUGCUGGAGACUCUAGCAGGAAAGAUAUCAUCACAGAGGAAAGUGACAGGGCAGGUGUUGGUCAAUGAUUGGCCUAUGGAUGUCGACCUUUUCAGGAGAAUAUCGGGAUAUGUCAGCCAAGAUGAUGCUUUGUUUCCAUUACUUACAGUACAAGAAACCCUCAUGUAUAGUGCUCUGCUAAGGCUAAGGGGUGGGAGAAAAGAGGCUGCCAUUAGAGUAAAAGAUCUGAUGAAGGAGCUUGGGUUGGAGCAUGUUGCAGGCUCGAUGAUCAGUGGAGGAUCAUCAAAUUGUGGCAUUUCUGGCGGGGAAAGGCGUCGAGUUUCGAUCGGAGUUGAUUUGGUUCAUGACCCGGCUGUUCUUUUGAUCGAUGAACCAACUUCUGGAUUGGAUUCAGCCUCAGCUUUUCAUGUGGUGUCACUGCUCAGAUCAAUGGUAGUAAAUCAAGGUAAGACAAUCAUUUUAACCAUUCACCAACCUGGUUUUCGAAUCCUCGAGCUGUUUGAUCGCAUUGUUUUGCUUUCAAAUGGAUUCGUCAUGCAUAAUGGAUCAUUGAACCUUCUGGAAGAGGGGCUUUGGUUGGCUGGCCAUGGCAUUCCUCCCCAUGUUAAUGUGCUUGAAUUUGCCAUUGAUGUCAUAGAAAGCUUGGUCAUGCAAACUUCAGAAAAUAGUGAAGAAAAUAGUGAAUUCUCCAACAGUGGAAAAGAUAAGCUUCUCUUCUUUCCAAAUUCUAGAUUUGAGGAGAUUUUAAUACUUGGACAAAGAUUUUGCAGCAACAUUUUCAGAACCAAGCAACUCUUUGCCACAAGAGUCAUACAAGCCUUGGUAGCCGGAUUUGUAAUGGGAACCAUAUUCCUGAAUGUUGGCAAUGAGCAAGGGAAAGUUGCCUUACAAACUCGAUUUGGGUUUUUUGCCUUCAGCCUCACUUUCUUGCUAUCUUCCACAACAGAAGGCCUGCCAAUUUUCUUGCAAGAGAGAAGAAUUUUGGUGAAUGAGACUUCAAGAGGAGCAUACAGAGUAUCUUCUUAUGUUAUGGCAAACACCCUCAUCUUUAUUCCUUUCCUUUUAAUGGUUGGCCUUCUGUAUACAACUUCAGUUUAUUGGCUGGUUGGUUUAAGGAAGGAAAUCGAUGGAUUUCUCUACUUUUCUCUGGUGGUUUGGAUGGUUCUAUUGAUGUCCAAUUCAUUUGUAGCAUGUUUCAGUGCUCUGGUGCCAAACUUCAUCAUGGGCACCUCAGUGAUUGCAGGAUUAAUGGGCUCUUUCUUUCUCUUUUCUGGGUAUUUCAUAUCAAAGGAAAACAUACCCAAUUACUGGAUUUUCAUGCAUUACUUGAGUUUGUUCAAGUACCCAUUCGAGUGUUUUUUGAUAAAUGAGUAUGGUGGAGAGCAAGGGAGGACCAGGUGCUUGACAUUUGAGGAAGGACAAUGCAAUUUGAGUGCAGAUUUGUUCCUAAGACAGCAGGGUCUGAAAGAGUCACAGAAGUGGAGCAAUUUAGCUGUGAUGUUGGGUUUCAUCAUUGCGUAUAGAGUGCUUUGUUUUUUCAUUUUAUGGUGCAGAUGUUACAAAACCAGAAGCUAGAUAAACUUUACAGUUUCAGUUCUUUUCUUUUUCCAUUCUUUUUACUCAUU
Corylus avellana is the source of this 1884-nucleotide messenger RNA. It is a transcript of the gene ABCG10, whose product is annotated as ABC-2 type transporter family protein. Gene Ontology annotation, biological process: transmembrane transport. The record is from RefSeq and is a predicted model, not a curated record. Lineage: Eukaryota; Viridiplantae; Streptophyta; Magnoliopsida; Fagales; Betulaceae. Gene Ontology annotation, cellular component: membrane. Gene Ontology annotation, molecular function: ABC-type transporter activity; ATP binding; ATP hydrolysis activity.